AUGUCAACUGGGAACGGGGAUCAGGGAAGACCUGACGGUGACAGCAAAGUUGCUUCAUCUGAUUAUUUAUCACCAAAGACAACGCUAGUUCCUGGGGAUUCACAGGUGCCAAUAUUGGAACCUUUACAUACCGCGUGUUCUUUACAUGGAUCCGUGACGUCUAUGACAGAUUUCGAGAGCAGUUGGCAUGGUCACUAUCACAAUAAAGAUAAAAUUACUGUUUUCAGGGACAAGACUCAUGAGCGCUAUAACAGUGAGUCAACUGACUCGGAGACUGAAUUAGACGAGGAUGAGGAGCAAUUCCCUGAGGGUGGUGUGAGAGCGUGGAUUGUCACGUUUGCCUGUUUCUGCGGGCUUAUUGCAUGCUUUGGUCUGCUAAACGCUACCGGUGUCAUGGAAAAUUACUUACAAUCUCACCAAUUGAAGGACCAAUCUUCAUCAUCAAUUGGGUGGAUAUUUUCUCUGUUGUUGUUCAUCUGCUUCGCAUCUUGUAUCUUUAGCGGCACCUACUUCGACCGGAAUGGUAUUAGAAAUCCACUGAUAGUCGGGACAGUCCUGCACGUCGGCGGGUUGUUUGGUAUGGCGAGCUCUACCAAGCUUUGGCAUUUUAUCCUAUCCUUUUCCGUGCUUUGCGGGUUUGGAAACGGUAUUGUUCUAAGUCCUCUGGUGAGUUGUCCCGCACAUUAUUUCAAGAAAAAGCGUGGUACUGCUAGUGCACUGGCUACUGUCGGUGGGAGUGUGGGAGGUGGUCUUUUCCCCCUAAUGCUCAGGAAGUUUUUCAGUAUGGAGUCAGAGACUGAUCCUAACUACGGGUUCGUUUGGGGUAUCAGAACACUGGCCUUCGUCAACCUUGCAUUACUGACCAUUGCUAUAUUUUUGGCCAGGGAGAGAAUCUCACGCAUUGACGAUGAACCCAAGAGGAAGGAGUCCAAGCUCCGCUACGUCCUCAGGGUUUAUCUGUUGGAAAGUUUCGACGCUAAGGCAUUCAAGGAUAUGAAGUACCUGACUUGUGUCAUCGGAACGUGUGUCGCUGAAUUGUCUCUAUGCUCUGUGAUCACGUACUACAGUGCAUAUUCUAUUAGCAGAGGGGUAUCUCAGUCAGAUUCGUACAUGCUAAUCAUGGUCAUCAAUUUGACUGGUAUCCCGGGGAGAUGGGUGCCAGGAGUACUAAGCGAUUAUUUUGGACGGUUCAACGUGGCUAUUGCUACUCUGACGCUACUAGGCUUGGUAAUGUUUAUUGCGUGGCUGCCAUUUGGUACAAACCUCACCAACAUGUACGUUAUCAGCGCCCUGUAUGGGUUUUUCUCGGGGAGUACAUUUUCACUAUUACCUGUAUGCUGUGGGCAAAUCUCAAAGACAGAAGAAUUCGGUCGUCGGUACUCCACGAUGUACUUUUGUGUUGCGUUCGCCACACUGGUCGGGGUCCCCAUCACUGGGGCUAUUAUUGGAGACAAAUCGCAGGCAAACUACCAACACUACAAAAUCUUUUGUGGUGUUACCGUCCUGUUCAGUGCUGCAUGCUUUGUGGUCUCGAGGUUUUUCGCCGUUGGUUGGAGAUGGAAGAAAUUCUAA
Molecule: messenger RNA, 1572 nt
Organism: Huiozyma naganishii CBS 8797
Lineage: Eukaryota; Fungi; Ascomycota; Saccharomycetes; Saccharomycetales; Saccharomycetaceae
Gene: MCH5
Product: riboflavin transporter
Exons: 1
Coding region: 1-1572 (523 amino acids)
Biological process (GO): transmembrane transport
Cellular component (GO): fungal-type vacuole membrane
Molecular function (GO): transmembrane transporter activity
Source: RefSeq, a predicted model, not a curated record